GUUUUUAAAAGCUUUAGUCAUGCCGCGGAGAGAAUUUGACAACUUCAGUAACUAGCUCAUUGAGAAUUAUUAUAAAAUACCAUUUCGGUUUCUAAUUAAUAGUAAUGAUAGAUUUUGAUAUAAUAACUGUAAAUAUGCCAUAAAACCAGUUCAAGGACUGUUAUCAUGAUCAGGAUUUUGAAUUUUUUAUAGUAGUCGUUACUUUUAUGAAAGUGCGUGUGUUUCAAAAUCUCGCUGCCUGCUGCUUAGACAGCUCAGAGGGUUUGAGACACAGCCGGUAUUGAUUUCAUCUGUGCUUGCGUCUAAUUUAAGGAUGUUGUCUAAUCGCACCCUGGUGUGCACACUCUGCAGAGCAUAUAGCUGUAUGCUGGUGCAGACGCGGAUAAUCUAACAUCUAUUUUUAUGCGAAAAAUACAUAAAGAGGUCAGGCUUGUCUAACUGACGUCAGUGAGAUAUCACUCAGUCACCAGUCGUCCGUUAUUUUUUCAUUGGUGGUCACCAUGACAUCAUUAAAUACCGGAGAGGAAUACCGGGAGACCUCAGAGGUUUUGGUUUAGUGAUGAGGAUUUCCUGUCGGAUGCGGCAAACCGGCAUCAUUGUUCUGCAGAUAUUGUAACUGAGAGCUUCUGGAAGUUCUGGUUCUGGAAGGACUCUAUCUGUAAAUUAAAGCCAUGGGGAAGGAUUACUAUAAGAUCCUUGGCAUACCUUCAGGCUCUAAUGAGGAUGAAAUCAAAAAAGCCUACAGGCGGAUGGCCCUAAAGUUCCAUCCAGACAAAAACAAGGAUCCUAAUGCUGAAGAGAAGUUUAAGGAAAUAGCAGAGGCUUAUGAGGUUCUGAGUGACCCAAAGAAGAGAGUGAUCUAUGACCAGUAUGGCGAGGAUGGUUUGAAAGCAGGUGGCACAGGCUCAUCUAGUGGACAAGGGACUACAUAUCACUACACUUUCCAUGGGGAUCCACAUGCCACCUUUGCUUCUUUCUUUGGAGGCUCCAACCCCUUCGAUAUAUUCUUUGGCUCUGGACGCCAGCGAGGAACAACUAAUGGCUUUGCAGACCAUGGUGACCAUGACAUGGACAUUGACAUGGAUGGAGAUGAUGAUCCUUUCAGUUCCUUCAGUCACUUUGGCUUCAAUGGUAUCAACGGUUUUCAUCAUGGUGGAGGUCGAAGACAUCGUAAUGAGCAACUUCAUAGCGGCCGAAGGAAAGUGCAGGACCCUCCGGUGGUACAUGAGCUUAAAGUGUCUCUAGAGGAGAUCUUCCACGGAUGUACCAAGCGGAUGCGAAUCACUCGCCGACGACUGAACCAAGAUGGAAGGACAAUGAGGACAGAGGACAAGAUCCUUAACAUUGUCAUCAAGAGAGGCUGGAAGGAAGGGACCAAGAUCACCUUCCCCAAAGAGGGUGAUGAGACACCUGAGAACAUUCCUGCUGAUAUUGCAUUUGUGCUCAAGGACAAAGGGCACCCACUCUUCAAAAGGGAUGGCUCCAACAUCAUUUACACAGCCAAGAUCGGUCUUAAGGAGGCUUUGUGUGGCUGCACAGUGAACAUUCCCACCAUUGACAACCGAGCGAUCACAUUGCCCUGCAACGAUAUCAUCAAACCAGGCACAAUCAAGAGACUGCGUGGAGAAGGCCUGCCUUUCCCAAAAAAUCCAUCCCAGCGUGGGGAUUUGAUAGUGGAGUUCCAGGUGCGUUUCCCAGACAGAAUACCACCUCAAUCCAAAGAGAUCAUCAAACAGCACCUACCACAGUCUUAGAAGAUGUUCAGUGGAAUUACUUUAUGCUUGCGUUUUUCAAACACGUUUUCCUUAAAAAUACAGACGCUGAAUUUGAAGAGGGACAAAUAUGUCGCAAGGACCAGAGGCUUAUUUGAUUUUUUUGUUACAGUUUUAAUUAAUUUAUUAUCAAUUUCACUGAACAUAUGGUACGCCGAUUUUUUUGGACAUGUUUUGAAGUAGUUGUGUCAUCAAGGACUUUUUUUUUUUAAAUAAUCUUUUAUUAUUUCCCUUUAACAGUUUUUAAUCUCUGUAUCAACAUGUUGAAGGCAAACGGUUGUAAAGAAAAACAAAAUGACUGAUUUUGUUGGAUGGAAGGUUAAUAUUAUUGGUGCAGUGAUGGAGAUGAGGACGAUCCAGAAACAACUGGCUAUUUAUUCUGAAUUUGAAUCUGUGUUGUUUUGUAGCAGAUUAAACCCUUUUCCAUUUAAUAAUCGAUAAGCUUGUUUUGAAUGUUGAAUAUGUAUGACAACUAAAGUGUUGAGACUUCUGGAUUUUUAGGAUUUUUGAGCACCAGCAGAGUCGUUUGGCAACGAUUUGAUAUAUUUCCACCCAUCUAUACAGGUGCUUUCUGGUAGUUUUUGAAGUACCAGGUACUGGCAUUUCUGGUAAACAUUUAGUGGUUUUUGUAGGUCACACAAAUUUUGAGUGCCUUAAAAUGGCUCAAACAAGCUGUUUUAUUUUCAUUAGCAUAUAGACAUAAGGGUAUUAUUGAAACAAAUACUGUAAUCAGAUUAUUUUGUAAUUUCAGGACCUAAAAUAAUUGAUUGCAGUAACAUCAUUAAAGGGUUAGUUAACCCAAAAAGGAUAAAUCAGUCAUGUAGACAUCAUCAUGGUGCUCGUAACAGGUUAUUGUUUCUGUGGAACACAUGAGUUAACUAGCAGAAUGUCCAGGAUGUUUUUCCAGAAAAGUAGCUGGUAACUGUGUCGCCUCUAGCUGUCACUAAAUAAAGACAUUGUGUGUUGUGGACUCACCAGCUCUGAUUAUGAAAGAAUGAAUGAGAUUUGAGAAGGAUAGUUUUUUUUUUUUUUUUUUAAACAUGCAAAGGAGACAAAUAAUAAAAGACAAAAACAUUAAAAAAAAAACAGAACAAAGAACAAAAAAUAUAAUGGUCACCAUAGGCAAUCUUAUAUAUAUAUCAUAUGUGUAAUUUAGGUUGCAGUCAUAUUCGUCAAUCCAAGUUAUAUUAUAGGUUACAUACAAUUAUUUGGCACUUCACAUGGAUCAUACUAAACAAAAAUCUUUGACCGAGACCGUCUUGGUCAUGCGUACACAACAUUUUACGAUUUGGUCUAACAAAUUGUUUUAUUAACUGAGAAAAGAAAUGUUUCAGUGAAUAAAUAACAAAUUCUGGGGCCUCAUUUAUAAAAUGUUGCGCAGAAACUAUCCUAAAUUUGGAUAAUUUCUCAGAUGUGCAUACGUGAGAUUAAUAGAAUGAACGUACACACAGAAAACGAGCGUGCGCCUCUCUUUCAGAUGUGAGAUCUAUAAAUUGCAAAUGAUCUUAAACUUGCGCGCAUCUGAAUGGUUUCAGUUCUCUGCGUUGUAAACGACACCUAAUUAAUGUCAUUUACAUAUAAAAGAUCAACAGUCAUCGUCCAAAUCCUUUAAUUUAGAAUGGCGAGCUGCAGGAAUAGCUUAGAUUUCCAAAAACCUGCAGUAAUCUGACAAGGAAAAGUGUGCAUGUCUGCUCAGACCCUGACAUGGCACUACAUUUACAUUUACAUUUACUCAUUUGGCAGACGCUUUUAUCCAAAGCGACUUACAAGUGAGGAAUACAACAAGCGAGUCGUCAUGACGAGGCAAAUAGACACAAAAAGUGCUCACAAUACAAGUCUUAGGUAAUGCUCAGAGUAUCAUAAGCUAAAAUAGAGAGGGAUUAGAGGAAGUGAAAGGAUAGGUAUACAUUUUUUUUUUUUUUAAGAUGAGGUUAAGUGCUCACGAAAGAGAUGAGUUUUCAGCUGUCUUUUGAACAUUGCCAGGGAUUCUGCAUUCCGGAUAAAGGCAGGAAGAUCGUUCCACCAGCAAGGAACAGUGAACGAGAAUGUCCUGGAGAGUGAUUUCGUGCCUCUGGGCACGAAAAGUACUUUUCUUUAUAGAUUAGUUUUUAUAAAUAUGAGCGUUGGUGUGAAUUUAAGCGUACGCACACUCUAAGAUCAAAUCUGUUAAUAAAUGAGGCCCCUGGUCUGUUCCUUUCAGUCUUUUUUUUUUUUUUUGGGCAGAAUUUGACAGUCAAAAUUCACUUUCAUUAUAUAGAAAAGAACAGCCUGGUCAUUCUGUUAAAUAAUACAUUUUGUGUCCCAUGGAAAAAAUAAUGUGGACAAUAUAAUUGUUAAAUCAUUGAAGCAAAUAACUAUUGGAAAGUGCUCAUUUGUUUAUAUUAAUAUACACACCAUACAUUAAAAGACACACAAACAUCCUCCAAAGUGCAGCAUGGCAGUCUCAGUAUAUUAAGAUGAAAAUGCCAUUUUGUAUUCCUAUGAGCAAAUGAAAGUGAAUGAAAAACUGUUACUUAAUGUUGAUUAGUGUUUGAAGAUCGGUCUGUGUGAAACUGAGAACUGUGAUGUCAAGUUUUUCUUUUUUGAAAUACAGAUCUUCAUUGUUCAGUAACCAUCGCUACAAAUAUUGCUAACUUUUUUUAUGAAGUUGUGAGGGAUUGAUUUGUUUUUCGAACAGCUUUUUACUACAACCGUUUCAGUAUACUGUAUUUUACACUUUUAAAUGUGUGCAAUGUGAAAUAAAUUGCAAUAGUUGACUGUAUUUUAGUUUAGGUUUAUAUAAAGCACAGAGUCUCCUUUCAGUGGAUUUGUGAUGUACCAUCUUUCUACAGUAACAACAGCCUUUGAGUAACAGCACUUUCUAUAUAAGCAACAAUUUUCACUUUUCCAGGGAUCCAUCCAGAAUAUCUCUUAUACAGUCAUAAAGGCACGUUCACACCAAGAACGAUGACUAUAAAGAUAACGAUAACAAUUUAGUUCUAAAAAUCAUUCUAAAUAUAAAAGAAAAGCAGAGUAAACACCACAACUAUAACAAUUUUUACAAUUUUUAACUAUAAACAUUUUUUUAGAAUUUUUUCCAGCUGAUAAACGAUAAACACAUUGACAUCCAAUCAGAAUUCACCGUGCUUUAAAGAGCUUGAGCAUUUAAAGUGGCAGACGAAAAAAUGCAGCACUUGCUUAGAAUAGCGGACACUAAUAUAGAUAUCAUUAUAGUUAUCAUUCUUGGUGUGAACGGGCCUUAACUCUAUCAUUUAAUCAUUACUGUAUUUGGUGAUAAAUUGAAAGAACACAACCUUUUUAAAGACUAGUGUAAAAUAGUUUUGUUAUGUGCUGUUAGGAUUGUUAUACCAUUGUACUCAUGGGACUUUUGGACAUCCAGCCACUUCUGUUUGAAUUUGAUCGUUUUGAAAUGUCUCAUGUUUAUGACUUCUGUCCUCAUGUAUAAAUCCAGCUCCCUAUGUCCAUUUGGAGGAUAAAUCAAUGCAGAAAGCAAACGGUGUGUUAGUUUCCUCUGAUUCAGAGAGAAUCGUAUACUGGCCUGUAAGCGUGUGUGUGUGUGAGAGUGUAUGCCAUGUUCAUUUUCAGUAUAGCUGCAGUAUACAUUUUUGGUGCUUUAUGAAUGAUUUACAAGAACAAGUAAUAAACCAAAUAUGUUGACAGAAAUGGAAAAUAAUAAUGAUCACUGUUUCAGACUGAAUGAAAUGUAGACAGACUGACAGCUGUCCAUGUGACACGACGAUGUUGGGCACACAAGGUAAACAAAUCUCAAUACAAAAUCAGAAUGUUGACAACAAAUCCACAUUUUGAUACAGUUAUAAAUAGUUCCUGUAGUUUAUACAGAUGCAGAUAUACUGUAACAAGCAAAGGUUUCAACUCCACAGAUCAAUGCUGGACUAAAGUUUUGAAUUUGUAGUUGUAUUUAAAAUAAAUGUUAUAAAAGAAUAUUAUUUGAACCAAAA
Messenger RNA from Ctenopharyngodon idella (grass carp), 5731 nucleotides. RefSeq names its product DnaJ heat shock protein family (Hsp40) member B5 (gene dnajb5). Bases 672 to 1754 code for a protein of 360 amino acids. The record is from RefSeq and is a predicted model, not a curated record. Lineage: Eukaryota; Metazoa; Chordata; Actinopteri; Cypriniformes; Xenocyprididae. Gene Ontology annotation, molecular function: protein-folding chaperone binding. Gene Ontology annotation, biological process: negative regulation of transcription by RNA polymerase II. The transcript is spliced from 4 exons. Gene Ontology annotation, cellular component: cytosol.